Molecule: messenger RNA, 984 nt
Organism: Nerophis lumbriciformis (worm pipefish)
Lineage: Eukaryota; Metazoa; Chordata; Actinopteri; Syngnathiformes; Syngnathidae
Source: RefSeq, a predicted model, not a curated record
AUGUAUGAGGAUGUGUCAUAUGAUGAGUUACUUCUAAAAGCAAUAUCUGUAAGAACUGCAGGACGUGUUAUGUUGAAACGUAACAUGGGUAAAGCUGGAUUUAUAACAUUAUUGAGUGAAAAUAAUCUUCAAGUUUAUUUAUCAACGCAAGAUUUGGGAGAUAAAUUUAAUUGGUUACCAAUAAUUGAUAUAGGAGAUAUUUGGGGUAUUGAAGGGAUUCUCUUUCGUACAAAGAAAGGUGAGUUAACAAUACGUGCUAUAAAUAUUCAAUUACUUGCAAAAGCACUACGCCCCUUUCCAGAUAAAUACCAUGGAUUACAAAAUCAAGAGAUGCGUUACCGGCAACGCUAUUUAGAUUUAAUUAUGAAUAAAGAUGCACGUGCUGUUUUUCUCUUACGUUCAGAAAUUUUGGAACGUAUUCGACAAUUUAUGCGUUCACAUGAUUUUUUAGAAGUUGAAACACCAAUGUUACAUCCGAUUUCAGGGGGUGCAGCAGCACGUCCUUUUCUGACUCAUCAUAAUACAUUAGAUUUGCCAAUGUAUCUUCGUAUUGCACCUGAAUUGUACUUAAAACGCUUAAUUGUGGGUGGAUUUUUACGUAUUUUUGAAAUUAAUCGUAAUUUUCGGAAUGAAGGUAUGAGUGUUCGGCAUAAUCCAGAAUUUACUAUGAUGGAAUUCUAUGCAGCAUACCAGGAAUAUCAAUGGUUAAUGAAAUUUACAGAAAAUUUACUACAUGAUAUUGUGACUUCUGUACAUGCUUUGGCUCACUUCCCCACCACAGUAGCCACACUUGCAAAGGGCCCGUCGUGGCGUCAGAUGUUCCUGCAGACCCACGGCGCCCCCAAGCGGACGGCCGGGGGACGCCCGGUGGGUGCGCGCACAGGAGGAGGGAUCAGUGCGCCGAGCUGGUGGGGCAGGACCGGGACAGGAGAGCGAACGGAGGGCUCUUCUGCGGCAAAAGCGGCGAAGAAGAAGAAGAAGUAG